Molecule: messenger RNA, 407 nt
Organism: Brassica oleracea var. oleracea
Lineage: Eukaryota; Viridiplantae; Streptophyta; Magnoliopsida; Brassicales; Brassicaceae
Exons: 3
Coding region: 30-347 (105 amino acids)
Source: RefSeq, a predicted model, not a curated record
GUUUGCACCGUUAUCGAAGAUCGAAUCGAAUGAUCUUGUGUGGUACUUCUUCUCUCCGUAUGAGUCCACGAAUAAGAGGCCAAGGAGGACUACACGUUCUGGGUUUUGGAAAGUUACUGGUGUUGAUAGGAAAAUCAAGGAUAAGGGUCUCGCCGAACUUUAUACUGUCCAAUCCUCCUCCCCCUCUCGGCCGUCACUCCUUACUUCCUCGCCUCGCCGUCAGAUCUGCCGUCACAUCCGUUCGAUCAUUUAAUCCUUUUCCAAGUCUUAGAAACACCAAAGUCUUUCUCUUUGCUCUGUUCUUGGCUAAAAUGAGUGAAUCCAUCUUAAAGGCUGCUAGGUAUUGAUUCAGUAGGAAUGGUGUAGAGCCUGUUGGUUCCUAUAUACACACUCACGCUGAAGAUUAU